Exserohilum turcica Et28A is the source of this 2681-nucleotide messenger RNA. RefSeq lists its product as uncharacterized. NCBI's taxonomy places the organism in Eukaryota, Fungi, Ascomycota, Dothideomycetes, Pleosporales, Pleosporaceae. The transcript has 5 exons. Gene Ontology annotation, cellular component: cell cortex. The record is from RefSeq and is a predicted model, not a curated record. Gene Ontology annotation, biological process: regulation of GTPase activity; regulation of actin cytoskeleton organization. Bases 137 to 2476 code for a protein of 779 amino acids. Gene Ontology annotation, molecular function: GTPase activator activity; protein binding.
CCCUCCACGCCGUGGCGCACAAAGAAAAUCUCCCCUUUGCCCUGACGCUUUGCUAUUUCGCUAGCGCCGCAACAUACCCUCACGCUCCCUUUCUGGCUCGCAGCCCAGCCCACCCGACCCCCCAGCGACGCCCGCCAUGGCCGUCUCCAUGCUACACGCCCCCUCGCGGGCUUCCACGUCGUCGUCGUCGUCGUUUAUCCCCGUCUCGCGCCAGAACACAAUGUCGUCGCACGACGGUUCGCGCUCGGUGCGCCAAUCCAAGCGCUACUCGGUCACGGCCCUGUACCUGUCCAUGUCGGCAAAGGACAAGGAGCUGGAGAUUGAAGAUGACCUGGCAAGAGCGCAAAAGGUCCUGCGAGAACUAAAGGCCAAGAUCUCGUCGCAAUCCAAGAAGAACUUUGUCCUCGAGAAGGAUGUGCGCUAUCUCGACUCGCGGAUAGCCCUGCUGAUCCAGAACCGCAUGGCGCUGGAAGAGCAAAACGAAGUCGCAGACCACCUCGCAGACGGCCUUGAACUGCAAGAAGGCUUCUUCCCCAACGACGAAAAGACACAAAAGUACGGCAACCUGCUCUUCCUCCUCCAGUCGGAACCUCGACACAUUGCACACCUGUGCCGGCUCGUCUCCAUGGCCGAAAUCGAUGCGCUGCUGCAGACGGUCAUGUUCACAAUCUACGGAAAUCAAUACGAGAGUCGAGAAGAGCAUCUGCUGUUGACCAUGUUUCAGUCUGUCCUUACGUAUCAGUUCGACAAUACCCCGGACUAUAGCUCGCUACUACGCGCCAACACCCCCGUCUCGCGCAUGAUGACUACAUAUACCCGCCGAGGGCCUGGUCAAAGCUACCUCAAGGUGGUGUUGCAGGAUAGCAUUAACUCCCUCAUUGAGCUCAAGGAUCUGGACCUGGAAAUCAACCCCCUCAAGGUGUAUGAGAAGAUGGUGACUGAGCUGGAGCUCCAAGGAAACCUGCCGCCCAAUCUACCCAAGGGAGUCACUGCCGAGGAAGCCGCGGAGAACGAGACGGUGCAGAAUAUCAUCACGCCCCGGGUAAACAUGCUCAUGGAAAUUGCCAACAAUUUCCUCACAACGAUUAUCAAAGGCCUCGAGGAGACACCAUAUGGCAUCCGAUGGAUUUGCAAGCAGAUUCGAAGUCUGUCGAGACGAAAGUACCCGGAUGCCCAAGACCAGACCGUGUGCACACUGAUUGGCGGCUUCUUUUUCCUGCGCUUCAUCAACCCAGCCAUUGUCACGCCAAGGUCAUAUAUGCUCAUUGACGUGCUGCCAGCGGAGAACCCCAAGCGAACACUGACAUAUAUUGCCAAGAUGCUGCAGAACCUGGCCAACAAGCCGUCGUAUGCAAAGGAGCCGUACAUGGUCAAACUGCAGCCUUUUAUCCACCAGAACAAGGAGCGCAUCAACAAGUUUCUGCUCGACCUGUGCGAAGUGCAGGACUUUUACGACACACUGGAGAUGGACAAUUACGUUGCCUUGUCCAAGAAGGACCUGGAGCUUUCGAUUACGCUCAAUGAAGUGUAUGCCACGCAUGCGCUCUUGGAGCGACACGCAGCAGAACUCGCAAAAGAGGACAGCUCGCAUUUGGGCGUCAUUCUUCAAGAGCUGGGACCGGCGCCGGCUCAGCUUCCGCGCAAAGAGAACAGGGCCAUCAAUCUUCCGCUAUUCAGCAAGUGGGAGACACCGCUCGACGACCUGACGGCUGCGCUCGAUAUUACGCAGGAAGAGAUUUUCUUCAUGGAGGCCAAGUCUACGUUUGUGAUGAUUCUCCGCUCACUACCUGCCAACUCGUCCAUCACGCGACGGCCACUCCGACUGGACCGAAUUGCCGAAGCGGCUGCGACGACCAAGAACGACUCGGUCAUGGUCAAGAAGGGCAUCCGCAGCAUGGAGCUACUGAGCCAACUACAGGAUGCUGGCGUGAUUGACAAGGAGGACGGGUUUUCGCUGCUCCGAGACGAGGUGGAGCAAGAGCUUGUGCACCUGGGAUCCAUGAAGGAUAAGGUGAUUGAGGAAACCAAGAAGCUCGAGGAAGUUUUCCGGACGAUCCGAGACCACAACGGGUUCCUGGUGAGCCAGCUGGACACGUACAAGUCAUAUCUGCACAACGUGCGCAGCCAGUCGGAGGGCAAGACGCGGAAGCAGCAAAAGCACCAGGUACUGGGGCCGUACAAGUUUACCCACCAGCAGCUGGAGCGAGAGGGCGUGAUCCAGAAGAGCAAUGUGCCGGAGAAUAGGAGAGCCAACAUUUACUUCAACUUCACGAGCCCGCUGCCCGGGACGUUUGUGAUUUCGCUGCACUACAAAGGACGCAACCGCGGGCUUUUGGAACUGGAUCUCAAGCUGGACGACUUGCUGGAGAUGCAAAAGGAUAACCAAGAAGACCUGGACCUGGAGUAUGUUCAAUUCAACGUCAGCAAGGUGCUGAUCCUCCUCAACAAGCGCUUCGCUCGCAAGAAGGGAUGGUAGAUUCGUCUUCUCCCAGCGCGCGACACGUCACGAAACAUGUACGAUACCCCCGAUUGUCACUACGUAUUCCCCGCUGUUUGACGCCCGCACCACCGACGCUUACGCUCUCUCACAUUUUUUUUCUCUUGCCCAAUCUUUGAGCGCGGUUGCAUCUACGAAGCAUUCAUUCGCAUCUUGGCGCCGGAGUAUGGGAGUCGGUUGGGCG